AUGGAUAUUCCAUCCUCCGUGUCGUGGAAAGAUGGCGUAGCUACGACGGGUGGGGAAGUGAGCAAUCUGUUUGCGUCGUUCUUUGGUAGCAUCUAUGCGGAGAAAGUUAAUGAUAUUGGGGAACCAAUGCCCGCAGCUCAAGCUGUGAAAACAUCGACUAGCUACGAUGUGAAAUUAUCGGAACUCGCCAUCCGCUUCGCUGAAGUGUACGAGCAAAUAUGCAAACUAGAUGGAAAGAAGGGAGCCGGACUAGAUGGAAUACCGAACAUAUUACUGAAAAGCUGUGCAGUCGGACUUGCCGAACCAAUAACCCACAUAUUUAGUAAAUCACUGGAGAUGGGUAUUUUUCCGUCGGCAUGGAAACGCUCGUGUAUUUGUCCAAUUUACAAGGCAGGGUCGAGAUCUGAGGUGUCCAACUACGGGCCAAUAUGCAUACAGCCAGCAAUGGCAAAGCUGUUUGAGAAACUUGUUUUGCAGCAGGUGAAUUUCGCCUUCAAGAAUACGAUCUCGACCAAGCAACAUGGGUUCUUUGGCGGCAGGUCUACGGCUACAAACCUUUACCUGUAUGUCGAUUACGUACUGAGAGCGUUGGACAAGGGUGAAAACAGUUCACACUAUCUACACGGACUUCAGCAAAGCCUUCGACAUGGUGGAUCAUGA
Bactrocera neohumeralis is the source of this 660-nucleotide messenger RNA. RefSeq lists its product as uncharacterized. The transcript has a single exon. Lineage: Eukaryota; Metazoa; Arthropoda; Insecta; Diptera; Tephritidae. The record is from RefSeq and is a predicted model, not a curated record. The coding region runs from base 1 to 660 and encodes 219 amino acids.